Messenger RNA from Marchantia polymorpha subsp. ruderalis, 5090 nucleotides. The record is from the annotation of a GenBank genome assembly. NCBI's taxonomy places the organism in Eukaryota, Viridiplantae, Streptophyta, Marchantiopsida, Marchantiales, Marchantiaceae.
GAAGAGGACAUUUUGUGAGUGCCUCGGUGACGACCGCGCGCGAGUAAUGCGAAGCUCGCUGCUCUGCGGCCUCGAGCGCAUUUCGAGCGUGCAUGCUGGCGAUUGAGCUGGCCUUUCGGCGAUAAACCCUAGCCUUCGCGGCCCUGCUAGAUAGAUAGAUAUGUAGCGGUGUUUAUUGUCGUCUCUCGCUCCAUUGGCCUGACGUUAGUGCUCUCCGGCCCUGCUCGUGGUGGGUUGUCCAUUGGCCAGGCCCGUUGCUGGUGUCAUUACUCUGUCGAACGAACAGACCGCUUUUUGCCUCUUGUUUCUCUCCUGCUCUCUCUUUUUCGAAGCGAGGAACCCAACCCCCCAGCCUUGUUUCGCUCUGUGCUGCACACGAGCACGCGGCGCUCCGAGAUUCUCCUCGCUCCUCUCUUGUGGGUCGAUGCGCCACCCUCUUCAAGAAUUCCGUCCUGAGGCGUUGCGCCGAUGGGAGCCUUUGUCUCCAGAGAGCUGACUUGAGCCUCGGGGUGGACCUGGGAGGCGACACUGGGAUCCAUGUGGUUGAGUGAGAUUCUCCUCGUUCCUUUCGAAUCGGUUGCAUCUCGUCGCAGUGGAUAACUGCGGAGAUGAUGGAAUUGGAAUUUGGAUCACAUUGAGAACAUGGAGGCGUAUCGCAGUAGAGUUGGUGGAUUCGGGCUCUCCGAUUACGUCAUUUUGCAAUGUCGAGGUCUCAUUUGAAUCCAAUUCUUGCUGAGGUUUAUGCGAAGAAAUUGGGCAAGGCGGAUCACCUUGCAUCCGCUCUCAGAUUAUGUCAGUCUCCAUUGUUCUGAAACCCCCUUGAAUUGAGCUCCUCUCUGUGGAGUACAGAGGUUGACGUUAUCCUGCCAGCAUCCCCGAUUUUCAUAUUCGACAUCAGCCUUCGAAAGAUCUCUCAAGCUGCAAGCUGUGAUCAAGUUUCUGAUCUUUUUCAGAUCUUUCACUCUGGUCUCGCUUCUGAUUUGUGUGUUUGGUGAUUGGAGGGUAUUUCCUGCUCAGACUUGUAGGCAGUACUGCGAACGCGUUUGCGGCUUGCACAUUAACCUUAGGGCUUACAAGACCCUCAGAGCAAUUCGACUGGGAGACACUUCAAGAGUAACAGUGCUUUGUAUACGUUGGGUAUACUUAAAGGAUCAUCUUGGCUCCAGAGCCGCUGAUGAAUGUUUGACUUCGCAACCCGAUCCGAUAGUUUAUUGGGAGAAGUCUGAUGUCGGAGAACCCUCGUGUGUAUCUUACUUAAGCUGAAGAUCACAGGUUUCAGAUACUGGAGUGGUACACUUCAAGUUUCGGAUAACCUUCUAUGUGGUUUGAUCGGGUGUCUGUAGGCCGCCGUAGCUGAAUCUUACUGUUCUAGCUCCUCAGGAGGGAUGGAUGAUUUUGAAAAGGCAAUUUUUUUUAGUUUCGAUCAAACUGGGGCAGUAGACGCACAAUUGAAAGCUCAGGCCAGAGCUUACUGCGAGCAAGCGAAGCAAUCUCCCACAAUAUGGCAAGCUUGCCUGGAGAAAUUUCGAGUUUCUCAGUAUGCCGAAGUCCAGUUUUGGUGUCUCCAGGCUCUUGAGGAGAUAACAAGGCAGCGGUACAGGAGUCUGGAUCCUCAAGAACGUCAGUUUAUCAGGUCCUCUCUGCUGGCAGCAAUGUGCAACUACGAUGUCGACGAGCAAAAACCCGGUUCCCUCGGAUCAAGGACCACGUUUGUGAAGAAUAAACUCGCUCAGAUUAUCGUCAUUCUCAUAUCUAUCGAUUAUCCCUCUGAAUGGCCGUCCGUGUUCUUGGAGAUGCUCAAUCAUCUGAGCAAGGGUGCAGUCGUUGUGGACAUGUUCUGCAGAGUUCUGAAUACCCUGGAUGAAGAAGUAAUUAGUCUGGACUUUCUCAGAACAUCCGAGGAAAUCGCUGCUGCUACGCGUAUCAAGGAUGCAAUGAGGCAGCAAUGCAUCACUCAAAUUGUGGGAGCAUGGUACAACUUGGCUGUUAUGUACAGAGUCCAAAUGCCUUAUUUAACGUGCUCGAUUUUAGAGACUAUGCAUAGGUAUGUCGCCUGGAUCGAUAUUGGUCUUGUAGCCAACGACAGUAUUGUUCCUCUGCUCUUUGAACUCCUGGUUUCCCAAACUGAACUAUCCGUUCUUCGAGGAGCGGCAGCUGACUGCCUCUUGGCUAUAGUAUCGAAGAGAAUGGAGACUACUUCGAAACUUGCUCUCCUCCAGAAAUUGCACAUUGGUCAAGCAUGCAGCCGUAUAACUGAGACUCAGGAACCGGAAUUCGCUCUGAAGCUGACUGCACUGCUGACUGGAUUAGCCACCGAAAUCUUGGAGUGUAGUAAAAAGAUGGACUUUCACCCUAAUUCUAGUCAAACAACAGCAGCUACGAAUGCUGUGACCUUAAUGUUAGAUGAGGUACUCCCGUCUGUAUUUUACUUCAUGCAACAUGGUGACGAAGAUAUGUCAUCAACAACGUUUCAGUUCUUGUCUAACUACGUCGCUAGAAUGAAGAGCGGAUUAGAAUGCAACGGGAAGCAAGCCGCACAUGUUGCACAAAUCCUGGAGGUCAUCAGAAAUAGAAUGCUCUACGAUCCAUCGAGUAAGGAUUCUUUGGAUGGGCCAGACAAGGAGGGACAGGAAGAGGAGGAAAAGUUGCUGGAAUUCCGGAAGGAUUUGUUCGGACUCUUUAGAAGCAUUCACCGAGUCGCUCCAGAUAUUACCCGAUCCUUCGUUCGAUCAACUCUUCUCACAGCCUUGGGGAACUCCGAGACAUCAUUUGAAAACGUAGAAGCAGCCAUUGCUCUUCUGCACUUGUUAGGGGAGAGAGUAUUGGAAUAUGACAUGUUAGAUGAAAAGGGACUUCUUGUAGAAAUGGUCCGAACUCUAUUGUCAAAUACUGUACCGUGCCAUUCCCAUCGGGUGGUCUCACUUUCUUAUCUUGAAACAAUCACUAGAUUUGUACGCUAUGUACAAUUGCACCCAGAAUACAUUCCUUCAGUUUUGGCCGCAUUUCUAGAUUGUAGAGGUCUUCGUCAUCCGAAUCCUUCUGUCAGUUCCAGAGCAAGUUAUCUUUUCAUGCGACUCGUGAAGGUGCUGCGUGCCCAGCUUGUACCGUACGUCGAGGAUAUUCUUCAGGGCCUUGAAAGCACAUUAUCUGCUAUAACCUCCAAGGGUAGCGACGGGAAAGGAGAUGCAGAUGAUCGUUGCUAUGCUUAUGAGGCCGCUGGAUUGCUGAUUGGGAUGGAGGACAUAGUAGAGGAGCAGCAGUUAAAGUAUGUUACAGCACUCCUGGUGCCUCUAUGCGCGCAGGUUGAUGCAAUUUUAUCUUGCGAAGCCUACAGAGGAGACCUAGUAGGGCCACCUGGUGUUGUGAUAAAUCUGCAGCAAGUUAUCUUGGCAAUUAGUCAUAUGAGUAAAGGCUUUGGCGAGCAGCUUAUCACCAAUAGUCGUCCGUCUAUCGGUAACUUGUUCAAGCAGACUCUAGACGUGAUUCUACGUAUUCUUGUGAUUUUUCCAAAGAACAAAGUUCUCCGCAGUAGGGUAAUAUCUUUCCUGCACCGAAUGGUGGAUGUACUUGGUAGUGCUGUAUUUCCAGUUCUUCCAGUGGCUAUUCAGCAGCUUUUAAACGACUGUGAGCCUAAAGAUCUGGCGGACUUUAUUCUGUUAAUUAACCAGCUUGUCAAUAAGUUCAAGUUGGGGAUGAGUAAUAUUCUUCAGGAAGUAUUUCCUGCCGUUGUGGGCCGUGUACUUACCCUGCUCCCGAAGGAUGGGUUUCCGGAAGGUUCUGGCACAAAUACAGAGGAAGUUCGAGAGCUACAGGAGCUUCAUCGAUGUUUCUUCACAUUUUUGCAUGUUGUGACUUCGAAUGAUUUGUCUUUGGUUCUCAUUACGCCUCAAAGCAGGCACUGGCUCCAAGACAUCAGCCAACUCAUUUUAGAGGCUGCAUGUCACCACAAGGAUGUGCUUGUUAGAAAGAUUUGUGUCCAGAUUUUCACAAAACUGAUUUCUGACUGGUGCGCCGGCAGUACGGUAGAAGAGAAGGUUCCUGGAUUUCGACGGUUCGUCAUAGAAAGAUUCGCCUCAGAAUGUUGCGUCUACAGCGUGCUUCAAACUUCUUUUGACCUUCGUGAUGCUAACACAUUUUCACUAUUUGGAGAGAUUGUGACCGCCCAAAAGACACUGUACGAGAAAUGUGGGGAGGAGUUUUGGAUGCAUCUGGCUACAAAGUUACUGCCAGCAGUACAUUGUCCCCCCAAUUUGGCCGAGCAAUAUUGUCUUCAUAUACAGACAUCGGGUCCGAAGGAUCUCAAGGCUUUUUACAAACCUUUCAUAGAGAAGUUAAGACCUCAGCAAAAUGGCAGUUUGGCAAAUAGAUAACAGUGAAUGCCGAAGUGCUUUGCCGCCUGGGAACGAUUCAGUUGAGUUGGAUCUGCCGGAAUUGUCUGCUUGUCUGCUGCAUCCUGUCGAAGGUCGAAGUUUAAUACAGCUAGAUCCAAACGUUCAUUUUUGUGGUGAUGCUCGAUUCAAUUGUGAACCUGAGCUCGUUUUCUGUGGAAGGAGCUGUAUUAGAAGUAGAAGUGGAGCGGCUUUGCCGGACAAAAGACAAUAUAGAUUGCUACUGGAGAGCUUCGUCAUAGUAGAGCUGGUGCAGAAGGUGUUUGUUUCUGGGAUAAGAGCUGAAGCUGGUUCUUGCAAAGAACCUAUGUGGAACAAGCAAGCGUGAUGCGGUAACGGCGCCAGAAGAGAUUUCUAGUUCGCCCACGAAGGUUGAGAGUGAAUGCGGAAGUCCUUCAAGCGAAAGCUUCGAUUGAAGCCAACCCUUUUUGGAGUAUUAGGGCUCUGGCUCGAUUUCAUGUGUUCACCAAAUUCUAGAUAGGCCAAAUAUGGAGCAAUUGUGAGGAGUACGUGGCUCUGCCAAAGGGCAGAGUAAAGCCGAAACUGGGGCGAAAUUCGUACCAAACAACGAGACAACGACUCAAGGAGAAAAUGUCGAGAGACUUCUAUUUAGGAAUAGUAAUCGGGUCAAAUAAAUUCAUACAAUAAUUGGUUACGUUCUAAGUUGUGUCCCACAUUUUAAUAAAAAUGUUUCUCUGAAUC